Molecule: messenger RNA, 1557 nt
Organism: Dimorphilus gyrociliatus
Lineage: Eukaryota; Metazoa; Annelida; Polychaeta; Dinophilidae
Source: the annotation of a GenBank genome assembly
ACUCUUUAACUUUCCUAGUCACGCGAAUAUAUAGAUAGAUAAUAUACUUAAAAGGGUAAGAACUGAAAUAUUUUCAGAUAGGAUACCAGAUAAGAGAGAAUAUAUUAUUGUUUUAAUUAUAUACAUAUGAAUGUAUAAAUGCUUGUGCACGAAAGAGAGAUCAAUAUGAACUCUUCUUAACACUCCUUUAAAGAAAUAUCAUUGUUUGAAAAGGGUUUGUUGAUUUUACAUUAAGGACUGAACGUGACGAAGUUAACAGGGACAAUUUUCUAUCUUCAUAUCCUCCUGUUUCCUCACAGAGUGAAUAUACAUUUUUCUACAGUUAGAGAGCUAAGCGAUUGGAUUACAUCGGAUUUCUUUUGUUAAACUCUCGGCAACGAUGAAUAUGACAUAAAGUUUUCAACAAUGCCGAAUCAAUUGCGCAGUAAUACGUUGCCGCCGAUCGUUUCGAACACCACCGGUAGUAAUUCCACAAAUUCCUAUAACUUUUCUUCUCGAUUCCACCGCACAACAAAUUCAAGAGAGAGUAUGCUUAAAACCGAAAAUAGUCGGACAAGCAGCAGAAUGAAACUAUCUCCGAGAACACCUCCCGCUUCCUAUGGUACUUGUAAUUCAUCUUUAGCAAAUGAAUUUGCCACGAGAUUUUUUGGUAAAGCUGGUGGACGGCCUUCAGUAAUAGGCUUAGACGCCAAAAGAAUAUUAAAAGACGGCUAUUCAACUUCCAGAAGUCUUACGGGAUUUUUCCCAGCUGUAAAACUGCGAAAUCUAGAAGGUUCUAGUUCAAAUCUCAGAGGUGGCGAGAAGCACCUAUUGAAAUUAAAGAUCAAACCAUGCAGAGACAAACCAGAGAAUCAUAUUUCAAAACCGUUGUCUUUGUCUCUGGAACUUGGUCCCGUUAGGAGAGAAAGUGCUUCGACAAGACAAAAUAUGACAAUUAGACCAGAAUAUUGCGUACAAGCUCCUUUAGAACCCGAAAAGUUGGUUCGAGAAUCGUCAAGAGGCGAUUUAACAUCGCUACCAAGACCAAGAAUGGUUGUAAAAAAUAACGAAAGUCCAUGGAUAUUUAGGCAAAAAGUUAAACAAGGUAUGAACGGACUAAGUCGGUUAGUAGCGAGUAGAACUCCUACAAACUCAUCAAACUUUAUGUAUUUGCACUAUUGAAAAUUGUUUUCCUCUUUAAAGUUUUCUCUUAUUCAACUAUAUAUUUACUUUAUGUUAAUAAUGUCAUUUAAACUGCAGAAUAAAUAUUGACAGUGACUCUUAAUCUUAUGUAUAUCAUUUUCUUUUACUUUGAAAUUUCUAAUUCUUCUUUAUUCUAUAAAAGCCAAACAAAAUUAUAUAUAUAUAAGUUUAUAAAUAUUUCCCAAUUACUGACGUCAUCUAGAGCGAAAGCUAUGUUAAUCUAUCUCAAUUUUUUCGUCAACCUGAUUUAUUUAUGUUAAUCUUUAAUCCAUAAAAAAAGCCAAGCGGCUAGGGAUUUUAUAUUUUUUAUUACUAAUAAUAGAUAAUAAAGCCGAUUCGUCAAGUAGUCGCAAUACUAAAUCUUUUCAGUUUAGA